Molecule: messenger RNA, 771 nt
Organism: Ipomoea triloba (trilobed morning glory)
Lineage: Eukaryota; Viridiplantae; Streptophyta; Magnoliopsida; Solanales; Convolvulaceae
Exons: 1
Coding region: 72-521 (149 amino acids)
Source: RefSeq, a predicted model, not a curated record
AUCUAUCUAUCAGUAGGAAAAUCCGAUCCAUUUAAUCACUCACUGACCUACGCGCCGCCGCUCAGCUGAAAAUGUCGUCGUCUCAAGAACUCAUCUCGACCCACCGCGAAAACGCGGAGAUCUACACCGAUCCGGCGGUGUGCAAGGAGAAGACCCUGGAGCUCCUCCGGGAGAUCAACAUGCCGUCGGGGCUCCUCCCACUAGACGACAUCCUGGAGGUGGGUCGGAACCCGGAAUCCGGGUUCGUGUGGCUGAAGCAAAAGAAGGCGAAGGAGCACAAGUUUAAGAAGAUCGGGAAACUCGUGUGGUACGACAGCGAGGUCACGGCCUUCGUGGAGGAGCGGCGGAUGAAACACGUGACCGGCGUGAAGUCCAAGGAGCUCCUCAUCUGGGUUACUCUCUCUUACAUCUCCAUUCCCGACCCUGACGCCGGAAAAAUCAUGUUUGCUACCCCGGCCGGCCUCUCUAGGUCCUACCCCGUCUCGGCUUUCGAAGCGGAAGAAGAAGCCAACGAGAAAUGAUUUCUCCGGCGUCGGUCGGAGGGGUAUUCCGGGAAACAAAUAAAUUAUACUGAAACUCUUUCCCCCCAUUUUCUUCUUUUCUGUUUUUCUUUUUCUUUUUAAUAAUUAUGAUGCAUGUUAUUAUUGAAUUAUUUGUGUUUACCUUGUCUGAUUAAUUACAAUUUUCUGUAUUAUGGCUCCAUUUUACAGAGUUUGUAAUUACUCUCUUUAAAUUUAAAUUAACAGAGAUACUACAACAACUAUAACUUUA